Messenger RNA from Teleopsis dalmanni, 2110 nucleotides. RefSeq lists its product as uncharacterized. Bases 496 to 1947 code for a protein of 483 amino acids. The record is from RefSeq and is a predicted model, not a curated record. NCBI's taxonomy places the organism in Eukaryota, Metazoa, Arthropoda, Insecta, Diptera, Diopsidae. The transcript has 2 exons. Gene Ontology annotation, molecular function: DNA binding.
UUCUUUGUUCGCAAGAAGUGUUGUUGUUGGGUAGGGUGUUUUAUACAUUAAGAAUGUUUGUAAUUAUGUGCGUGCGUCAACUGAAAAGGUCUUGAACAUUGAAUAUAGUUUUAAUAAAAUAUGAUAAACAUUGCAUAGGUACACAUCUACGUGUGUAAUAAUAGAAAUCGCACCAGAAAGGGUAGCGGGAAAAUGUGCUGAAUAUGCGCACCGCUUAUACUUACGUAAAUGUGUAUAUGCAGGCGAUAAAGAAACGUUACGCUUGCGAGAGAAAAUUGUUUCAUUCCAGUUGUGCAUUAACUUCAGUGCGAAGUAUUUUGAAAUAUCGUGUCAUAUAAUUAUUGUAGUUUAUCAAGAGAAGAAAACGUAAAAACAAAUUUGUCAUCCAAUGUGAAAAGUUUUAGUGCAUUUAAAAUUAUUUUAUAAAAAUAUUGUUUACUAGAACUUUUCAAAAUAAAGUCUACAUUAUUGCAACCAAUUAAUAACCGUCUGAAAAUGAGAGAAAAAAAUAAAAAAGAGGCUAUAUCAACGAGUCUUCAAAAUGAGAAAAUGCUUUUCGAUAAUCGUAUAAAACGUAAAAAUGUCUUAGCCCUCAACGAGAAAGUAGCUGCUAUUCGAGAGUAUGAAAAAAUGCCUGUGUAUAAACGUAUUGGACGUAUGUUUCAUUGCAGUCCUGAUCAAAUUAAACGCAUUGUUCAACAGAAAGAAUCCAUUCUAAAAGCUUGGGAGCAGCGAACAAGACGCUGUCAUGAUGCAAAGAAAUUAGAAUUGAAAGUAUUUCGUGCGUCAAUGUUGGGAAAGGCAGUUUUUGAAUGGGUACAACGCAUGAUGUAUUACAAAGAUCUUACCAUAACUGAUGGCUUAAUACAAAAGAUGGCAUUGCAAUUUAAAAGUGCUAUGGGGUUAAAUAAUUUUUUCCCUCAUCAAGAGUGGUGCGAUAAAUUUCGUAUGCGUUAUAAAAUUUUUGAAAAUGAUAGUAAGCUUUUAAAUAUAGGAUAUUCACAAGGACAUUCUGUACAAAUAAAAGAUAUAAUUAAGGAUAUUUUAAGUGAUUGUAACAAAAGUGAUAAUGAAGAUGAAAAUCAACAAGGUAAAAUUAAAAAUGUACCCCAAAAAGAACUUAAUCGAAAGAGUUAUAUGGAUAAGAUAUCAAAUAAAACAUCAAUUCCGUCCGGCGAUCUUCUUAAUUUGCAGAGUUCACAUAAAAGUGAGAACCAUCUACUACGGCAAAUAGUUGCAUUACCAGUGCAAACGAAUAGUACAGGUCUUACCCAAAAAGUUUUAGUAGCAACACCGUUACAAACUUCUAAAACAUUGUCCAGUUCGAGUCCAAUGACAAUGACUAUUAUUCCAUUGACAACGAUUUCUCAAGCGCAAAGUUCCGAAAAAGUUUUUAUGCCUCCUCCUAUUUUGGAUAUAAAAGAAGAAAUUAAACAAGAACCUGAAGAGAUAAAUAUUAAACAAGAAUGUGUAUCUGAUGACGAAAGUAGGGAAAACGAAAGUGAAGCAUAUACGAACAAUGAAAACUCUUUUUUUUGUAAUAUUAAUUUGUCUGAUCAAGGUGAAUUAAGCAACAAAACAUUAAAUUCUAAUGAUCUACCUAAUGUUUCUAUUAAAUCUGCUCGAAACAAAUCAAAAAAAUGUGACUCUAACGAGGCAAACGCAAUUGAGACUGAAAAAAAUGAUUCCAUUUCAGUUCCAUUACCUCCUCAAUCUUUACAAACAACUGAAGGGACAGCUGGACGUACCUUAAGAAAGAGAAAACAAGAGUGCACGCUUGAUUCAAAUCUUCCAGCUAUUAAAAAUUGUAGAGAAGCUCGUCAAUAUCUUAAAUUGAUAGAAGAUUUCGCUUUAGUUAGAGAAAAUUUCAGAUUAAUUGGAUUAAUCACAAGAGCAGACGAAGUCUUACGCGAAUUACAUGAUUCCGAUGAUAUCGAUAAUGACUAAAAGCAUUCGAUUAUCAUAAAUGAAUUCUAGUAAUUGUGCAAUAAUUUUUAAAAAAAACCAUAUCUUAUUUUGUAUAACCAAAGAUUCUGAUUAAAAUCAAACCAAAUAUGGAAACUUAUGUGAUGGAAGUAAAUGUUAUCAUAUAUCAUGCAUAUAUGUUACA